AUGGCCGCCACCCCAGCCCACGCAGCAGCCGCCGCCGGCGGCGAAGCGGCGCUGUCCCACGGCCGAACUGGAGUCCGUCCGGGUCCGGCCCCAUCUCGUCUCGGCUUCCUCGCCAAACCGUCCUCCCGGCGGGCCGCGAUCUCUCUGCUGCCGGGGCCUCGCCGCGCGGCUCCGGCGGCGGCCGCGGCCAGGGAGAGGGUCGCGGAGGAGGAGGGGCCCGUGUGGGUGGAGCUGGAGCCCGUCACCAGCGAGCAGCAGCUGGACCGGGUCCUUGCGGACGCGCAGCAGCUCGACAUCCCCAUCGUCCUGCUCUGGAUGGCGAGUUGGUGCAGAAAAUGUAUAUAUCUGAAACCUAAGCUUGAGAAGUUGGCAGCAGAAUACCAUCCAAGAAUCCGGUUCUACUGUAUUGAUGUGAAUUGUGUUCCACAAAAGCUUGUAAACCGUGCUGGAGUAACAAAGAUGCCUUCUAUACAGCUGUGGAGCGACUCCCAGAAACAGGCGGAGGUGAUCGGCGGGCACAAAUCUUGGCUGGUGAUUGAUGACGUCCGGAGGAUGAUCGAGCAGGAGGAAUGA
Miscanthus lutarioriparius is the source of this 573-nucleotide messenger RNA. NCBI's taxonomy places the organism in Eukaryota, Viridiplantae, Streptophyta, Magnoliopsida, Poales, Poaceae. The record is from the annotation of a GenBank genome assembly.